Rhipicephalus sanguineus (brown dog tick) is the source of this 284-nucleotide messenger RNA. Its product is annotated as ATP synthase lipid-binding protein, mitochondrial-like. NCBI's taxonomy places the organism in Eukaryota, Metazoa, Arthropoda, Arachnida, Ixodida, Ixodidae. Gene Ontology annotation, biological process: proton motive force-driven ATP synthesis. The transcript has 3 exons. Bases 1 to 261 code for a protein of 86 amino acids. The record is from RefSeq and is a predicted model, not a curated record. Gene Ontology annotation, molecular function: proton transmembrane transporter activity.
AUGUGUCGUAAAGCAUUCCUUCAUUUGCAGGCUGUGCGGGGUUUCCAGACCAGUGCAGUCCAGCGGGACAUUGACUCUGCUGCGAAGUUCAUUGGAGCUGGAGCUGCCACAGUCGGUGUCGCCGGCUCUGGUGCUGGUAUCGGCAGCGUGGUUCGGCAGCCUGAUCACGGCUAUGCCCGGAACCCAUCCCUGAAGCAGCAGCUGUCUCCUAUGCCAUCUUGGGUUAUGCCUCUCGAGGCCAUGGUCUCUUCUGUCUUAUGAUGGCCUUCCUGUUGCUGUUCGCC